AGAAAGCAUCCGAUUUCGGUCUGGGCACGUCACUUUUCACACGUAUACAGCGUUGCAUAGAAUCGGUCACACUCAAAACCGUCGCAAAUGCCGACAAAGGCAAUAAUGUCAGCAGCUUAGAGAGCACGGAUAUUAUUUUUAGCUUACAAACACAGUAUCGCAUGCAUCCGGAAAUCUGCAAAUGGCCCAAUUCGUAUUUCUACAAAAAUGAGUUGAUCGACGAUGCCAAAACGCAUCAAUUCAAAACCCCGUUAAAACCAUUUUCAGUGCUUAAUCUCACUUAUACACAGAACGAUAACUGUCAUCGUGGUCAAAUCGCUAACGAGCUGGAAGCACAGUUUGUGGCACGUCUGGUGAAGACGCUGGAUGGUUACAUACCCAUGAAGUACAAUACAUAUGGUGUCAUAACGCCAUAUGCACAACAGCGAGUUGCCUUAGAAAAAGCUAUGCGUACGGCUGGUUAUUCGAAUGUGAUGGUGAACACCAUUGACUCAUACCAGGGCAUGGAGCGCGAUGUUAUUAUUAUAUCGAAUGCGCGUACCACUGGUAUAGGGUUUUUGGCCAAUUAUCAGCGUUUGAAUGUGGCGUUGACACGCCCAAAGAAGUGCCUUAUAUUGUGUGGAAACUUUAAAAACUUGGAGGCGGUGCCGGCUUGGCGUAGCCUUCUAUCCUCGGCGCGUGAACGUAAGCUCUAUCAUGAGCUUAGUCCCAACUGCAUGGAUGAUAUGCAUAGAACUGUAAUUCCUAAAAUCAAAGCUUCUAAAGCAAACACCGCUACAACAGAAGCUACAGCAACAGCAACAACAACAACCAAAGAAGUAACAACAGUCGCUACAACAACAAAACAAAGUGAACAAUAAGUACAAUGUAGAGAUAAAAGUUAAUGAAAUGGAAACUGAGCUGUAAAAUGUAGUCACUAUGCUUUACACUGUACGACACUCGGCUGGGUAUUGGGCCAAACCAAUUUUUUUGCUACAGAUUGAGUCAGUAAAAAAGUAGUUUCUCCGUUUUUCGAAGGAAACGUCGAAAUCGAAAUAUUUGACUUCGAAGUUCAAAAUUGAGUACAUCAAUAUAAUUUGUGGUAUUUCGAUUUUCGAAAUUGGGCAUAUUGAAUACUUCAUUAUUAUUUUUAGUAUGUAAAGGUUAGAAUAUGGACAUUAUCCACGUUUUCUUCUUAUUUCAAAAGUGUAUGACACUUUGUGGCAGAUUUUUAUACGCAAAUCUGCCUUUGAUCAUUGCUUAAAUUCGAAGUCAAAUAUUUCGUGUUCUUUUUUCAAAUUCGAAAUUCAUAGUCGAAUAUUUAGACUUAACCUUCUCUCAAUUUCUAAAUUCGAAGUCAAAUUUUCAAUAUAGACCUUUUCUCGAUUUCGAAGUUCGCAAUUAAAUAUUUCGAUAUUGACUUUUGCUGAGUUUCGAUAUUCGAAGAUAGAUAUUUCGAGUAUGUUCUUUGUUAAAUUUCGAAACUCGAAGGCGAAUAUUUCGACUUUACCAUCACGCAAUUUCGAAAUUCGAAGCCGGAUAUUUAGACUUUAUCUUCAAUCAUAUUCGAAGUCGUAUAUUUAGACUUAACCUUUACUCAAUUUCGAAAUUCGUAUUUAAAUAUUUCGAUUUUGACCUUUGCUUAAUUCCGAAAUACGAAGUUAAGUAUUUCCACUUUGACCUCAAUAUCGAAAUUCGAGGGAAGUAUUUCCAUUUUGAUAUCAAUAUCGAAGUUUGAAGUAAAAUAUUUCGACUAUGAGCUUGCUCAAUUUCGAAGUUAAAUAUUUCCACUUUAAUAUCGAAAUUCGAAGUUAAAUAUUUCCACUUUGACCUCAAUAUCGAAGUUUGAAGUAAAAUAUUUCGACUAUGAGUUUGCUCAAUUUCGAAGAUAAAUAUUUCCACUUUAAUAUCGAAAUUCGAAGUUAAAUAUUUCUACUUUGACCUCAAUAUCGAAAUUCAAAGUGAAAGUUUUCCACUUUGAUCUCAAUAUCGAAAUUCGAAGUAAAAUAUUUCGAGUAUGAAAUUUGCUUAGUUUCGAAAUUCGAACAAAAAUAUUUCCACCUCAAUAUUGAAAUUCGAAGUAAAUUUUUCGACUGCGAAUUUUGUUAAAGUUCGAAGUGAAAAAUUUCGAUUUGGCUCAAUCUCUCGAAAAAAUCGUUUUGGCUCAGGCAAAAUUCGGCAUUGCUACAUAUACAUAUGUAUGUAUGUAUAGUGUAAUUCAUUCUCAACUCGAAAGAAUUUAUACAUUAAGCAAAGAAGGAAGGAUGUACAUAUAAUAAAUUUUCCACAUUGUUAUAAAAGAUCCACUGUUAUAUGUAUAAUAUAAAAUUGAUAUCGUAAAAUAACUGAUAAUAUAAAUAUGUAUAACAUUAUUGUAGAAAAGCUGCGUAAGCAGAAAAUUUUGACUGUAAGUAUUCAACGCAGCUCGGUCCUUAUCCGCGAUAGUAUUUUGUAUGUACUAUGUGCCAAUUAUACUAUAUUAUUUUUCUUUGUUUUUCUAAAAAAUUGCAUAAUAUACUUGCCUCAGCCUCAUAAUGCAAAUAUUAAAUCAUAACUGAGAAAAAUGAUUACUUAUAACGGGUUAACUUAAUUACUUAACUUUGUAUAACAAAUGUGAGAGUGAGCUUAUGACAAUAGUUUAAGAUUUAAUAUGAAAGCAUCGAAAUUUGUUGUACGUAAAAAAUAAAGAUUUUAUAUAUAUAAUUAACUUUAGCUUGUGUAAAAAAAAAGUUGGGUUGAAAAAUAUAAUAUAUAUAAUAAUAUGUAAGUAAAUCGACAUUUCUGCACUGUUGCACCUUAAUCAUACGUCUAAGUAUAUUAUUUAGUUUGUAUGGGUGUAAAGAAAUGUGUAAUAUAUAUAAUUUUAAGCGUCCUGCAAGAAAUAAAUAAGACUUUUUUACUUG
Bactrocera dorsalis (oriental fruit fly) is the source of this 2882-nucleotide messenger RNA. RefSeq names its product probable helicase DDB_G0274399. Gene Ontology annotation, molecular function: transcription termination site sequence-specific DNA binding. Gene Ontology annotation, cellular component: nuclear body. Gene Ontology annotation, biological process: termination of RNA polymerase II transcription. NCBI's taxonomy places the organism in Eukaryota, Metazoa, Arthropoda, Insecta, Diptera, Tephritidae. The record is from RefSeq and is a predicted model, not a curated record.